AUGGCAAUUAAGGUAGUAUUUGGAGGGAGCACUCUGAAUGUCAUUAGCGCUUACGCAUCGCAAACGGGCUUGGACAAGGAUGUAAAAUGGCACUUCUGGGAGGCACUGGAUGAGGUGGUGCGGGGUAUUCCGCCGACGGAGAAGCUAUUCAUAGGAGGAGAUUUUAAUGGUCAUAUUGGGUCGUCUGCUAGUGGCUAUGGUAAGGUGCACGGUAGUUUCGGCUUUGGUGAUAGGAACGAGGGUGGUACCUCACUGUUGGGUUUCGCUAGAGCUUUUGAGUUGGUGAUCGUGAACUCUAUGUUUCCGAAGAGGGAGGAACAUUUGGUUACUUUUUGGAGUAUGGUGGCUAAGACUAAAAUUGACUAUCUCCUCCUCAGGAGGUGUGAUAGGGGGUUGUGCGAGGAUUUCAAGGUGAUCUUGAGUGAGAACCUCGCAACUCAACAUAGGCUCCUACUGAUGGACGUCGGUAUUUUGAUAAAGAGGAAGAAGAGGUUUGUACGGGGUCCAUUGAGUAUCAGGUGA
Molecule: messenger RNA, 522 nt
Organism: Nicotiana tabacum (common tobacco)
Lineage: Eukaryota; Viridiplantae; Streptophyta; Magnoliopsida; Solanales; Solanaceae
Source: RefSeq, a predicted model, not a curated record